UCGUAAAAAUGUCAAAACAACCAGCAUCACAUGUCAAAGCCAUUCAGGCUAAUAUUAACAUCCCAAUGGGAGCAUUUCGCCCUGGUGCAGGCCACCCUCAUAAAAGAAAAGAAGUUACACCUGAAGAAGUAGAGGAGAAUGCUCCUGCUUCAACAGAGGAGGAGAAAGAGAAGAAACUGCUCCCAGGAGCUAAGAAACUUCCAGGUCUUGCUGUCAACUUGUCAGAGAUUCAGAACAUAAAGAGUGAGCUGAAAUAUGUCCCCAAAGCUGAACAGUAGCUGGAAGAAGCAGGUCUGACAAGUGAAACGGAAUGGAUUCCAACGAAUGGAGAAAAUUUCAAAUAUUUUAUAUAUUUGUAUGAAGACUAUGAAC
Molecule: messenger RNA, 372 nt
Organism: Melozone crissalis (California towhee)
Lineage: Eukaryota; Metazoa; Chordata; Aves; Passeriformes; Passerellidae
Gene: SMPX
Product: small muscle protein X-linked
Exons: 4
Coding region: 9-278 (89 amino acids)
Cellular component (GO): M band; costamere; muscle tendon junction
Source: RefSeq, a predicted model, not a curated record